AUGUCAGACGACGUGGAGCAAACUUUCGCCGAGGUCGCUAAAGCGACCAAAAGCUUGAAGGCGUUCCCCUACGUCGCCAUGCCCGCCCACCGACUACACAACAAGGCCCGUCUAAUGUUGCAGGAGCAUUUCAGUGCCGAUCGACUCCAAGUGUACGUUGAUCGGGCGGGGACAGAUCCCGCCCCCAAUCCCAAUGACUCGUAUGACGAGAUCUUCUUCAUCUAUGACCUGUUCAUCAGGUUGUCUAUACCUGCCGUUUCAGAUGGGAUUGCGAACUUGGAUAGCAAGGAUGACCCUCAAAGCCUGGGUCGAUAUCUUGAUAAGAGCAUUUCGCACCUUCGUUACCCGGAAUGCACCACAAAUCGUCUGGGCUCCUGCCUUCUGAAGCACAUCAAUCGGGACCUCAAUGAUCGCCAAUCCCAAAUUUAUUCGAACGGAGAUUCGAACCCAUGUGCUGAGGCACUUCAUCUGUUCAGUAUCACCUGGCUGCUCAUCGCGGACUACAUGCAAGACGAGGAUGCCUUCGCCCGUCCCAAGAUUGCUCGCAGCAGUUUCUCGACAAACUCCUCGCUACUGCCUAUCGGAUGA
Molecule: messenger RNA, 588 nt
Organism: Aspergillus aculeatus ATCC 16872
Lineage: Eukaryota; Fungi; Ascomycota; Eurotiomycetes; Eurotiales; Aspergillaceae
Exons: 2
Coding region: 1-588 (195 amino acids)
Source: RefSeq, a predicted model, not a curated record